GCGCUGGAGAGCAGGAACGAGAGGAGCGCCGCUGAGAGCAGAGAGCGGUCACUGAGCAGAGCGGCAUUUCGAAUGCAGACGCGGUCGGUGUCGUUUUGGUCUUGUCGGCGGUUGCUAAACACAAUUUAAGUUCACUCGGUUAGCAGACAUUACACACUGCCCACAUAUAAACACAUAAAUACGUAUGCAUGUACGUACAUAAGGCGUGUGUAUGCAAGAAACCAGAAAAAAAGGAAAAAUACAACGUCGUUCGUUGAGUCUCGCGUUCGGUUUUAUUAUUUUUUUUCUGUGUGUUUUUCGUGUGUGUGCUUUGGAUUUGCCAAUUUUAGCCGACUGGCUCUCAGUGUCGAACCUAAACUUAAAGAGCGAGCAACGUGACGUGUCGCGUCGUGUCGCUAAAAAUUCGCGCACACAACUUCCUACUACAACAAGAAGUAAAAAAAGGAAACGCAAGAAACAAAAAUAAAACGUGUAAAGGGAAAAAAAGCGAGACUUGUUUUUUUUUCUUGUGCAUUCUGUGUGUGUUUGUGAGUGUGCAAAAACACAAAGGAAAACGGAGAGGGAGAGAGAGCCGCCAAGAGAGAGAGAGAGAGAGGGAGAGAGCAAGAGCAGCUGAUUUUAGCCGGCAAGUGUCAGCUGUUUCGCGCCAGAGCGAGAUAGCGCUACUUCGGCGGGGCGAACAUGUUAUGUCUUGCACGCCGUCUCCUCUUUGUGCUGCAUUCGCCUUAGCAAUGCACCAACAACAGCAGCAGCAGCAGCAGCAACAACAACAACUGGAAAUACAAGAAAUACAACAGCAAAGGCAGCAAUUGCAAAUACAGCAAAUACACAUCCAGCAGCAGCAAAUCCGAAGGAUCGAGGAGCUGAACGCAAACCCCCCCAGUCAACAGCACAUUCAGAAGAUAUCGCAUUUACUACCACAUCACAUACAAGACAUAACCCGAAAUCAUCAUCAAAUACUAAGUAGUCAUCAGCAAAUACCAGAAAUUCACCAGUUACAAAUACUACAAAAAACACAGCAACAACCAUGUUAUCAAAUGCAACCAAUACCCAAUCAGCAACAACAAAUAUUUGAUUUUCAGCAAAUCAAUGAAGUGCCGCACAUGCAAACCUUACAAAUAACUUUGCAAAGUCAGCAGAAAAUACCAGAGUUACAGCAAACUCAGCAACAAAAACAUCAUUUUCAACAAAUUCAGCGCCUGCCGAAAAUACCAGAAAUACCGCAGAUACCAGAAAUACUCCAAAUACAGCAAUUUCAAGUGGCGCAACAACAACAACAACAACAGCAAAAGCAAACGAAAAAGCGAGGUGCAAAAACGACAGCAACAGCAGCAACAACAACAAUAACAUCUAGUAACAGCAAUAGCAACAGCAACAAUAGCAAUAGCAACAACAACUACUAUAGUAACAUUAACAACAACAACAACAACAACAAUAGCAGCAACAGCGGCGGCGGCCUCAUAAUGUUAGCCUCUGCCAGCGCCUCGGCCGCCGCUCGAAAACGCAGUCGCAGCGCGAGUAACGGCAGCAAAAGCAACAACAAAACUGUCAGUGGCCGCAAAUUAACCAAAAGCAUGUCCGCCGGCGCUCAGUUGCAGAUGGCCCCGCAGACCACUUCGGCCCUAAGUCACCACCAUCCCAAUCAGCAGCAGCAGCUGCAACCGCCGCAGCAGCCGCAACAGCCACAGCCCCCGCCCCCGCAACAGCAGCAGCAGCACUUUGCCAACCAUCACAGCGCCCAGCAGCAACAGACGCAGCAGCAGCAGCAACAGGAGCAACAGAAUCCCCAGCAGCAACAGCAGCAGCAGCAGGCGCAACAGCAGAUACUCCCGCAGCAACAUCUGCAGCACCUGCACAAGCAUCCGCAGCAGCUCCACCAGCAGCAGCUCCACCAGCAGCAACUCCACCAGCAGCAACACUUCCACCAGCAGCAGCAACAGUCGCUGCAGGGGCUGCAUCAGGGCAGCAGCAAUCCGGAUUCGAAUAUGAGCACUGGCUCCUCGCACAGCGAGAAGGAUGUCAACGAUAUGCUGAGUGGCGGCGGAGCAACGCCAGGAGCUGCAGCAGCAGCGGCAGCGGCAGCAGCCAUCCAACAGCAACAGCAGCAACAUCCCGCCUUUGCGCCCGCCCUGGGAAUGCAACAGCCACCGCCGCCGCCGCCGCAGCACUCCAAUAAUGGGGGCGAGAUGACCUACUUGACGGCAGGCACGACCACGACGGCAUCGGUGACGACGGUGGGCAAACCCCGGACGCCAGCGGAGCGGAAACGGAAGCGAAAAAUGCCGCACACCAGUGCGGAUGAGGCGGGGAGUGGCGGUGGUUCCGGCGGAGCAGGAGCGACCGUGGUCAACAACAGCAGCCUGAAGGGCAAAUCCCUGGCCUUUCGUGAUAUGCCCAAGGUGAACAUGGGCCUGAAUCUUGGCGAUCGUCUGGGCGGAUCGGCCGGCAGUGGCGGCGGAGCCGGUGGCGCCGGCAGCGGCGGCAGUGGUGCCGGUUCCGGCUCUGGCAGUGGCGGCGGCAAGAGCGCCCGCCUCAUGCUGCCCGUCAACGACAACAAGAAGAUCAACGACUACUUCAAUAAGCAGCAGACGGGCGUGGGCGUUGGUGUGCCCGGUGGUGCGGGAGGCAACACCGCCGGUCUGCGAGGAUCGCAUACGGGUGGCGGCAGCAAGUCACCCUCAUCCGCCCAGCAGCAGCAACAGCAGCAGCAGCAGCAGACGGCCCAGCAGCAGCAGGCGAGCGGUGUUGCAACGGGCGGUGGUGCCGGAGGAGCCGCUGGCAACCAGGUGCAAGUGCAGACGAGCAGCGCCUACGCAUUGUAUCCACCAGCUAGUCCCCAAACACAGACGCCGCAGCAACAGCAGCAGCAGCAGCCGCCGGGAGCCGAUUUCCACUAUGUCAACUCCAGCAAGGCGCAACAGCAGCAGCAACAGCAGCAGCAGCGCCAACAGCAACAGACUUCCAAUCAAAUGGUUCCUCCACACGUGGUCAUGGCCGGUCAUCCCCUGAGCAUGGCGGCCAUCCAGCAGCAGCAGCAGACGCCCCUGUCCCAGCAGCAACAGCAGCAGCAGCAACAACAGCAACAGCAGCAACUCGGGCCGCCGACCACAUCGACGGCCUCUGUUGUGCCCACGCAUCCGCAUCAGCUCGGCUCCCUGGGAGUCGUUGGCAUGGUCGGCGUGGGCGUUGGCGUGGGCGUUGGUGUCAAUGUGGGCGUGGGACCACCACUGCCACCGCCACCGCCGAUGGCAAUGCCGGCGGCCAUCAUAACAUACAGUAAGGCCACCCAAACGGAGGUGUCGCUGCACGAGCUGCAGGAACGCGAGGCGGAGCACGAGUCGGGCAAGGUGAAGCUGGACGAGAUGACGCGGCUGUCCGAUGAGCAAAAGUGCCAGAUUGUUGGCAACCAGAAGACGAUCGAUCAGCACAAGUCGCACAUUGCCAAGUGCAUUGAUGUGGUCAAGAAGCUGCUGAAGGAGAAGAGCAGCAUCGAGAAGAAGGAGGCGCGACAGAAGUGCAUGCAGAAUCGCCUGAGAUUAGGGCAGUUUGUCACCCAGCGAGUGGGCGCCACAUUCCAGGAGAACUGGACGGACGGCUAUGCGUUCCAGGAGCUGAGCCGGCGGCAGGAGGAGAUCACCGCCGAGCGCGAAGAGAUUGACCGGCAGAAGAAGCAGCUGAUGAAGAAGCGUCCGGCGGAGUCCGGACGCAAGCGCAACAACAACAGCAACCAGAACAACCAGCAGCAGCAACAGCAGCAGCAGCACCAACAGCAGCAGCAGCAGAAUUCCAACUCGAACGAUUCCUCGCAGCUGACGGGCGGCGUUGUCACCGGACCGGGCAGCGAUCGCCUUGGCGGAGCAGCCGGUGGCGUUAGCGUCGACAGCGGCCUGGGCGGCAACAAUGCGGGCGCCAUCGGUGGCGGUGCCGUUGGCGGCGGUGUCGGAGGCGGCGGCGUCGGAAGCGGCGGCGUUGGCGGUGUCGGUGGUGGCGGCGGCGGCGGACGUGGUCUAUCGCGCAGCAACUCGACGCAAGCCAAUCAGGCUCAAUUGCUGCACAACGGCGGCGGCGGAUCGGGCGGCAAUGUUGGCAACUCGGGCGGCGUCGGCGAUCGACUGUCCGAUCGAGGCGGAGGCGGCGGCCUCGGGGGCAACGACAGCGGCAGCUGCUCGGACUCGGGCACGUUCCUCAAGCCAGAUCCCGUGUCGGGGGCGUACACUGCGCAGGAGUACUACGAGUACGAUGAGAUACUCAAGCUGCGCCAGAAUGCGCUCAAGAAGGAGGACGCCGACCUGCAGCUGGAGAUGGAGAAGCUGGAGCGGGAGCGCAACCUGCACAUCCGAGAGCUCAAGCGGAUACUCAACGAGGAUCAGUCCCGCUUCAACAACCAUCCCGUGCUGAACGAUCGCUAUCUUCUGCUGAUGCUGCUGGGCAAGGGCGGCUUCUCAGAGGUGCACAAGGCCUUCGACCUCAAGGAGCAACGCUAUGUCGCAUGUAAGGUGCACCAAUUAAACAAGGAUUGGAAGGAGGAUAAGAAAGCUAAUUAUAUCAAACACGCUUUGCGGGAAUACAACAUCCACAAGGCGCUGGAUCAUCCGCGGGUCGUCAAGCUCUACGACGUCUUCGAGAUCGAUGCGAAUUCCUUUUGCACAGUGCUCGAAUACUGUGAUGGCCACGAUCUGGACUUCUAUUUGAAGCAACAUAAGACUAUACCCGAGCGUGAAGCGCGCUCGAUAAUAAUGCAGGUUGUGUCUGCACUCAAGUAUCUAAAUGAGAUUAAGCCUCCAGUUAUCCACUACGAUCUGAAGCCGGGCAACAUACUGCUCACCGAGGGCAAUGUCUGCGGUGAGAUCAAGAUCACCGACUUUGGUCUGUCGAAGGUGAUGGACGACGAGAACUACAAUCCCGAUCACGGCAUGGAUCUGACCUCCCAGGGAGCCGGCACCUAUUGGUAUCUGCCACCCGAGUGCUUUGUGGUGGGCAAGAAUCCGCCGAAGAUCUCCUCCAAGGUGGACGUGUGGAGUGUGGGCGUGAUCUUCUACCAGUGUCUGUAUGGCAAGAAGCCCUUCGGGCACAAUCAGUCGCAGGCCACCAUCCUCGAGGAGAACACCAUACUGAAGGCCACCGAAGUGCAGUUCUCCAACAAGCCAACCGUUUCCAAUGAGGCCAAGAGCUUCAUUCGGGGCUGUUUGGCCUAUCGCAAGGAGGAUCGCAUGGAUGUGUUCGCGCUGGCCAGGCACGAGUACAUCCAGCCGCCGAUACCGAAGCACGGGCGAGGCUCGCUCAACCAGCAGCAGCAGGCGCAACAGCAGCAGCAGCAGCAACAGCAACAGCAGCAGCAACAGUCGUCGACGUCGCAGGCCAACUCCACCGGCCAGACAUCGUUCUCUGCCCACAUGUUUGGCAAUAUGAAUCAGUCGAGUUCGUCCUAGCUGCCAACCAAGCG
Molecule: messenger RNA, 5443 nt
Organism: Drosophila biarmipes
Lineage: Eukaryota; Metazoa; Arthropoda; Insecta; Diptera; Drosophilidae
Gene: Tlk
Product: serine/threonine-protein kinase tousled-like 1
Exons: 8
Coding region: 687-5429 (1580 amino acids)
Biological process (GO): intracellular signal transduction; peptidyl-serine phosphorylation; chromosome segregation
Cellular component (GO): nucleus
Molecular function (GO): ATP binding; protein serine/threonine kinase activity
Source: RefSeq, a predicted model, not a curated record